ACAGAAUUUUCCGAUGACAAGUUGUUGUUCAGCCGUGGUUGAUAGUGAAUCGCCGACGAUGACGGUAGGCCUACUACCCGAACUUGUUGAUUGAAAUAUAUCGAAAGCCGAAAGGAUCUGGUUGGAUAUCAUUUUUCAGAAAGGGUGUCCUGAACCUUGAGGGGUUUCCAUAAAAAAAUCAAGAUGGCUGGGGAUGAUCCCCCGUUCCUGGUGGUAGGAACUGAAGUAAGUGCGAAGUAUCGAGGAGCCUUUUGUGAAGCAAAAGUAAAGAAGUUGGUGAAAAGUGUUAAGUGCAAGGUAUUUUUGAAGGAAACACAGUCAUCUCUAAUUAUCACUGAUGAUGGAGUGAAAGGUGUCUUGAAGAAUGGGUCUACAGUGGAAGUUAAAAAUCCGGAGACAGGCAUGUUAACUGAGGGUGUCAUCAAUCGACUAACAGACACCAGCAUGUAUACUGUCGUGUUUGAUGAUGGUGAUGAGAAAACACUCAGAAGAACACAGCUGUGUUUGAAAGGCGAGAAGCAUUUCAUUGAGAGUGAGACCCUGGACAAUCUUCCCCUGUCUCAUCCUGAGCACUUCGGAACUCCUGUGAUGAGCAGCAAGAAGGCCAAACGUGGAGGAAGGCAUAGCAUGGGGAAUGAUGAGGAAGAAGACACCAGUUCUGAUGAGAGUAUCCCUAAACGUCCUGUGUACAAGGGCAGAUUACAGAACAUGGUAGGGAGGGUGAUGCUGACUGAGAUGGGAGACAAGCGUAAACAACAGGUCCCUGUCCUUGUUGUGCUGCCUGAUGCCCACUCCACUGAACUACGCACCAAGGAUCAUCUCCUCAUCAAAUCUUUCAAAGAUGGAAAAUUCUAUUCAAUUGCUCGUAAAGACAUGAAGGAGUUUUCCAAGGAUACUGUGCAGAAAAAUGAAGAUAAAACUUUGAAAGCAGCAUUUGAGAAAUGCAUUGCCUACUAUGAUAACCAAGAUCUGCCUUCUUCGUGGGAAAGAGAUGAGCUACUUGGUACAGAUGAAGAAGAAAUCACAGAUGAUGAAGAGUCCUCUGAUGAUGAACCAAGUGAGGAGAAGGACAGAUUUGUAGCCCAGUUGUACAAGUUUAUGGAUGACAGAGGUACCCCAAUCAACAAAGGACCUACCCUUGGAAAUAAGGACCUGAAUUUGUAUAAACUGUUUAAAGUAGUGCAGAACAUUGGUGGAUACAAUAAGGUAACAAACCAAUUGAAGUGGCGCGGUGUAUACGCAAAGAUGAGUCUACCCCCUUCAAACACAGCAUCACAUCAAAUAAAGACUGCAUACAAGAAGUACCUUCAUGCAUUUGAGGAUUUUUAUCGUAAGCUUGGCAGUUCUAUGGGGACAAUCAGCCGUCCGGGGAGGAGUAGGAGUCACUCAGGAAGGGGAAUGCAUGUACCUUUCAAGAAAGAAUCUGAUAAGAAGGGAAAAGAUCCACCACCAAAGAAAGAAGAGGAGGCUGAAGAAAAGACAGAAUCUGAUACUGGAGAGACAGAGGGCAAAGAAGUCCAGGAGGCGAUGGCUAAAAGGGAGCGCUCACCCAUAAAGCGAACUAUGAGACAUGAAGCAACACCAAAGUCAGAGGAAAAAGUAAAGAAAGAAGAAGUAAAGGAGAAAAAGGUAGAAAAAGAUGAGUCAACGCCUAAGAAAACCACGAAAAAGGAACCCUUGAAGAAGGACCCUGAUAGUGCUAAGAAGACAGCUAAGGCGGUUAAAAAGGAAAAGGAAGAAGAAAAGAAAGCUAGGAAAGAGAUGUUAGCAGAACAGCUGAAGGAAAAGGCAAACGAAGAAAAAGAGAAAGAAAAAGUGAAAGAGAAAGUUGCACAAGAGAAAAAGGUUGUGCGUAGACGUUCUAUGAGAAAAGACGAGAAAGACACCGACUCCAAAGGAGAGGAAGAAAGUUGCAAGGAGGAAGAAAUCAAGAAAGAGAAGCCUGUUGAGAAAGAAACUAAACCAAAAGCUAAACCUGUUAUCAAAGAUGAAAAGAAAGACAAAAAGGAGGAAAAGAAAGAGGACAAAAAAGAAGUGAAAAUAACAAGAAAAGAACUGAAGAAAGCUGUUAAAUCAGAAGAGGAACCAAUGGAAAUUGAUAAACCUAAGGUAGUGAAGAAAGAUGGAAAGAAAACUAAGGUAGAGGAAGAUAAGUCUGAGGGAAGCGAGUCCGAGAAGCCAAAAGGAACACAGAAGAAAGAAGUUACCAAGAAAGAGGAGCAGGAUAGUGAAGGAAGCCCUGUUGGACCCAAGAAAGAAAUAAGGGAAGUCAGGACAGAGAAAACUCAAGUAGAUGACGACAAGGAUAAGGAAGAAGAUGGAGAUGAGUCUGAAUCCGACACCAAAUGGCCAGCAGAUAUGGAAAGCAGAGCUGAUAUAAAUGCUGAAUUUGCCAAUGGUACUAGGCUCCAGGUUCGCUACGGACGAGGCAGGAAUCAAAAGGUGUAUGAUGCUAAGGUGGUAGAAGCUGGUCUGGACAGUUCACAGGUGCAGUACUUGGUACAUUAUGCUGGAUGGAACAUGAGGUAUGAUGAAUGGAUUAAGCCCGAGCGAAUUGUCAACAUCAUCAAUAGACCGGACUCGGAUAAGAAAGUGAAGGACUGUUCACCAAAAGGAUCAAAGCAGCAGUUGGUGAUGAUGAAUAAAAAGAGAGGGAGACCUGGUUCCACCCCACCCCAGCCAAGCCCACCAAAACCGACCAUCAUUGUUGAAUCACGUCCUGGUCCUGUGAAGGCCAGAUCUCCCGCCUCCAGUACCAAAGCCAAGUCCAGACCCACCAGAUCAAACAGUGUGGAAUUUAAAGUCAUUGAUGGAUUACCACCCAAGUGGCGGAGGACAAGGAGGAACUCGGGAGUAACUGAGUCCGAUGUCAAUUCUCAAGGGUCAGACUUUGAGGAUUCUGAUCAAUCUGAUAUGGAUGCAGAUGAAAAAGAGGAUAUGGAUGCAAGUUCCCCUGAAAUAGAGGAAAUGGAGAGAGACACGAGUGUGGACUCAUAUGAUGAAGAUGAAGACAAAGGAAACGAGAAAGAUGUUGAUGCGUCUUCAGAGGAUAUGCCUAAACUAGAAAAAAAGGCAGAUGAAUUAGAAAUCCCAAAUCUUACAGAAGUCAAAGAUAUAUCUGAGGAACCUAAAUCAAAAACACAAGGCAGUAAGUCAACCGCCCCAGAAUCUGCUCCAGAUGUUAUCAUUGCUGUGACAGUGGCGGUUGAUGAGCAGGAAAGAGACAAACAAGAAGUUGAUCCCUUGGAAUCUGCUCCUCAGUUAGAGGCCGUAGAGGAUCUUACACCAAGUGAAGAACCAGCAGGUCAGGAUUCUUCCUCAUCAGAGUCAGACAAUUUAAAAAAGGAUGUGUUUAAAUGGGACAUAGAAGAGGAAGAAGGAGAGGGCGCUACAACAAAAGAGAUUGUUACUGAUAUGUUAGAUUCUUUAAAAGAACAGACUGAAAAAAAACUGUCUGAUCUUAUGGCAGAAAAUGCAGAAAAUGAUGAAGAUAUACCUCCAGUGAUGGCACCCGUUCUGGAGAAACAGGUGGACCACAAAGUGGUUAAUGAUGAUAUUGACAAACCUGCUCCGGAAAUAAGACCCGAAGUUAUCAAAGCAGAGAAACAACAGGAUACCGAGGAAAAAGAAGCAUCUGCGAAUGAUGUUUUCGACAAAUAUGAGUUUCGGGAUGAUGAGGAAGAAAUAACUUUACCUGACCUACGUGCAGAAGCAGAGAAAGAAUUGAAGGAGAAAUUGAAACAAGAGGCUGGGGAGAUUGAGAAAAGAAUAAUUAAAGGUAAAAAGAAGGAGGUCAAGGAAAAAAAAGAAUGCAAAGAAAAGGAAAAGAAGGAAGUUAAGAAAGGGAAGAUGACCAUGGCAGAGAGAAAAAUGGUGAUACUGCCAGAAGGAACACCAGAGAUUGAGUAUGAACCUCCACAGAAAAAAGCCAAAGAGGAAAAGCCUUCUCCAGCAGCAGAGAAAGUCCCAGAGACAUCUACAGAAACAGCCAUGUCAACCUUAGACAAGGUGAUCAGUAGUGUGUGUGAUAAAGCAAGGGAGUUUGUCAUGGAGGAAACAGAAGGAGAAAAGAAAAAAGUGAAGAAAAAGGUAAAGAAAAAAGAAGCAGAAGUGGUAACACCAGAAGUAAAACGAGAGACAGCAAAGAAGGAAACUAGUAAAGGUGUGAAACCAGUGAAAGGGGAGAAAACUCCUAAUAAGGGGAAAGGUAAAAAGAGCAAGGACGGUGGAGAGGGUGAAACAGAACAAUUUCUGGACAGUCCAGUUAGUACUUCAGUCAAAACUGAUGGGAAGAAUGAGUGUGCGAUGUCUCCAUCUGUUAAUCCCUCAUCACAUGAUGUGGUCAGUGUUAAAACCAGAGCUGUGAUAGAUCCUGCGUUAGAAAGUAACCUGCAGAUGCUCUCAGGUGUCGAACUUUUGUCUGGUAUAGCUUUAAUGAAUGCAAACGUGGUAAUUGGUGGUAGGAUGAACUAUGGGGAUCCUCCAAAGGAAGUGAGUAGUAGCUCUGCAGCUAAUACUGUGCUGGACAAUACCCCACCCACCACUCCUGAGCAUGACGACUCAGAUGGUGCUCAGUGUGCUUCUCGGGAUCAUUCCUCAUCAUCACAAGAGUCUCAAAAUAAAUCAGAACUUGACAAUGGUGCUGAAAACGAACGGCAAUUAGUAGGGGGUGAAUCUCCACAUGGUAAUGCUAGUCCAUCAUCAAAUGAUGGCAGUGUCGGUAGUGGUAAUGUGGCUUGCUCUGAGAGCAGCAAUUUAGAUGUGCCAGUAUCCUCAAAUCUCGGUAAACGGAGGAAAGAAUCUGAAGAGCCUACACCAACAAAAAAGAAGAGAAAAGCAAAAUCAAAAACAACAUCUGAACGCAAAACAUCAAAAACUACAGCAGGUAGUGACAGUGAUGAAGGAAACGAGGGAGAAUGCAGUCAAGAUCCUAACGCAUCAAACAGCAAAUUAUCUCCACACGUACCUGGUUCAACUCACUCACCACGCCCAUCCCGCUACAACCUCAACCUUGAAGAGGGAAAGUAUUUGGAGGGAGAAAAAAGAAUAUCAUUCUUGAUGGAGAAAAUUCAGGAAAUACGCAAAGUGUAUAUGAACUUGAAAGCUGAAGUGGCCUGUAUAGACAGGCGAAGAAAGCGAGCACGGCGCAAAGAAAGUGCUCACCAUUCAUCAACAGCAGCUGAAACCGAAUAUUGUCGGUGACAGGGCCAGUAUCAAGAGUUUUUGUACUUAUCAUCUUCACUCAUCAUUACAUCAUCUUCAUAACGUGCUUUUGUUGACAAUUUGACAUGACUGCCAUCCUAAAGCAUGCUCCAUAGUACUGUGCACUGGUGGGUCAUUGGUUGCAGUGCUAUUCCAUGGCAUGCAUGUUGAAGUACAUUUUGGAUAAAUAUCAUUUACCUAUUUAUAUACAUUCUUACUACUGAGUGUUUCUCUUGUACGUUGUUGGUGCAUUUUACAGUGUGUACAGUUUACAGAUGUUUGUAAAACACAGGUAGUCAGUUUUCUGUGUCAUUUCCACAAAUGCUCUAUUUUCAAAUGGACUAGAAAGAGAUAUUUCAGGAUUGUUAACAAGAUAUAUUUUGUUAAAUGGUCAUUUGUAGGGAUAUCAAAACAAUUUUUUUCUUUUACUUCAAAUGAAGUAUCUCUAAUUCUGGUAAGCUUUAUUUGAUAUCUAAACCCUUUGCCCCAUGAAAGCACCUUUUGACACCUCCCCACUUUCAUGUUGUUAGCGUUUUGGAUGCCUCUACACUGUCUUUGUGUAAAAGGUUUUAGAAGCCAUGCUGUUUUGGUUUAUUAACUCAUUCACCCAUGAAAUUUUAUAAUGAACUAUUCCAAACAUUGAAUUGGAAGAGUUAAAAAUAUGUUUUCAGGGGUGAAUGAGUUAAACCACAUGAAAUAAGGUUUGGAAAAAAGCAAAAUGAAAAUGUCAUAAUUUCUAAAAUAUAUUACUAUUUUUCAAUAUUUGUACAUGUACAAGAAUGAUUAAUUUCCUUUUUUUUUUUGAAAUCUACAAGAAGUGUAAUGGAGAUUCUGUUGAUUCCAAAUGUGUUGCGUUGUAAUAACACUUUAUUUCCCAACAAUAUAGAGUGGCUGCUUGGGACAAAAAGUUAAGAUACUAAGUAUAUUGACCAAAUACCCAAGGAAUGAUAUGUGGUUUCGUCAACAGCCUGAGCACAAUAGUUAGGGAGGGGAUGCAUUGUACUUAACAAGUUGUCAAUUAAGAAUGUGAGGGCAGCAGUAUAAGGCUGUGAUUUUCUUAUAAAUACAUGUACAUGAAUUGUUGACAUUUUGAACAAAUAUGUUUUAAGCAUUAAGUUAAACUGGAUACCAGUGUGCAAUGUGGAGCGGCCAACUGAUUAUACUUGCUUCUUUUUUUUGCUAAUAUAUGGCAAAAUACCAUUAAUGUUGUGCAAACAAGAAUUUUGCUAAACAAAUGUGAAGAUUUUUAUAUUUAUUUAUUUAUUUGUUAUUUGACAAAUAUAAAUUUUUACUGAAUUUUUGUUUUUGACUGAACUAUUUUGUUGUAUUACAUUUUGAGAACCAAUACAGAAGAUGAGCAUGAUCUGUCAUAUGCCUUCACUAAUUUGUGACUUUUUUAAUAUCAUGGGAACAGGAAACCUAUAGUGAUAUUUUUAUGCAAAUUGUGUAGGAGAUGUGUUAUGCCUGUUUUGAUAUAAUGUCCAAAGAUCAAUCUUAUAGAAAGCAAAAUUUAAUUGUUCAAUCAACUUAGUUGUAUGGGUAUAAAUGCCACUGGAUGGAGAUAUCUGAAUUCUUGGUCAUUCACAAUUUCAUGUAGAUAAUGUGGGUAUUUGUCGAAAAAUAAAUUGUGAGUUUAUAAAAUCAAAUUGGAUGAAGGAUGAAAUUUGAAGCAAACUUUUUUUAAUAAGAGCAUAUAUUUUUUUCUAAUAGGAAGAAAAUAUUUUUUUUAUGGAAUCCGAAGAGUAUUUAAAUUUCUGUUCUAAACAGCAUUAGUGAUUUUGUUAUAUAUAUGACAUGUUAUCAUAAUGAUGCCAUAAAAAAUCAUAUCGUGACCCUCGGAACCUUAAUGUCUCUUGUUGUAUGUUGCAUUGCAAUUAAGCCAAAUUUCUUAUUUCAUUGCAACACUUAAGAAUGACCAAAGUUGUAUCCUCAGUAUUUCUGUUAUAUUUAGGCAUACAUAUGUACUAGAAGGUUGGUAAGAGUAUACAGAGCGUGAUUUGAGGGGUAGAUUUUUUUUGCCCCACACACUUCUUAGUCUUGCCUAAAACAAGCUCUUGGCAUAUACUUUGAACACUCAUCUUUUAUGGUCGAUUGUAUAGAACAUUGUGGUUAAACUGUACAAUUUUUCUGAAGUAUAGGCUGUAGUGUCACAUUAUUAAAGGUUCAGGCUAUGGUGUUACAUAGUUAACGGCGCUGUCAGCAAUUUAUAACAAUGAGUUUCUCCUAUAACAAUGGGUUUCUCCUAUAACAUCUGGUUUCUCCUAUAAAAAAUGAGUUUCUCCCAUAACAAUGGAUUUCUUUUAUGACAUUGAGUUUCUCCUAUAACAAUGGGUUUCUCCUAUAACAAUGGGUUUCUCCUAUUGCGAACAAAUCUGAAAUUGUCUUCCAAAAACUUCCAGCUGUACCAGGUGUUGCUGAAGAAACAACAUCAUUUUUCAAAUUUUGAAAAAUGUAGGUGGAUAUGGGAAUUCACUUGUAUGAGAAGUGCUAUUAGAGUAAGGAGCAUAUUUUGUUAUAUGUUAUAGGUGUAUAUUUUAUUGAAGUAAAUUAUAUAUGUUGGCAUUCUUAUAAAUGAUGAAAUAAGCAAUAAUAUCAUAGUGUUUGUGAUAUUAACAUGAUAUUCUGAAGCUUGUGAUACUGUUGAAACCUUUCCAAAGCUUUAGAUAUUGUUGUCAAUAUUGAAUUCCAGAAUGAUAUUUUAUCAAUAUCCCGGUUUUAGGUUUUAAGGCAAUUGUAUGAUGAAACAAAGAUCAAUAUUUUUCUGUAUUGAGUUUAUUUAGACAAUCUAUUUCAUGUAAAUAUUUGUUUUCCUUUCUUGUCCCUUUUCUCUCAUUGUAAUGUUAAAAUGAUUACAAAGAUAGAAUUCUAUCUUACUAUUUUAGUACCUAAUGUAGAGUUCAUUAUCUAAUUGACCUUUACUAUGCCAACCUGUGCUUCCAGCACAUUGGGGCUCAAGCAAUGAGAAAAACAAUGGACACAAUUUAAGCACCCAGAAGCUGUGUAUACCAACUAAAUGGGUUUAAACACUGUUAACCUAUGUCUACCAGCUAAGUGGGGAUCAUACACUGUUAACCUAUGUCUACCAGCUAAUUGGGUUCAAACGCUGUUAACCUAUGUCUACCAGCUAAAUGAGGAUCAAACACUGUUAACCUAUGUCUACCAGCUAAUUGGGUUCAAACGCUGUUAACCUAUGUCUACCAGCUAAAUGGGUUCAAACACUGUUAACCUAUGUCUACCAGCUAAUUGGGUUCAAACACUGUUAACCUAUGUCUACCAGCUAAAUGGGUUCAAACACUGUUAACCUAUGUCUACCACCUAAUUGGGUUCAAACGCUGUUAACCUAUGUCUACCAGCUAAAUGGGGUUCAAACACUGUUAACCUAUGUCUAUCUGCUAAAUGGGGUUCAAACACUGUUAACCUAUGUCUACCAGCUAAAUGGGGUUUAAACACUGUUAACCUAUGUCUACCAGCUAAAUGAGUUCAAAAACUGUUAACCUAUGUCUAUCAGCUAAAUGGGGUUCAAGUAGCUGUCAAUACCUACCCUCUAGACCUCGCAGCCGGUUAAUACUAUCUUAUGUCUGUUAUUGAUUUCCAAUGGCGUUUUGUUCAUGUAUGAACCUUUUUUACUAUUGUUGGGAGGCACACAUUAAUCAACUGAUAUUUUUUUUGUUACUUUUAUAUAAGAACAGGCUGCAAUAAUGUUGUGAUGUUUAAUUAUGGACUUAUUCAGGUGUUAUGGUUUGUGUAGUGAAAUUGUCUGCCAGAAA
Mizuhopecten yessoensis (Yesso scallop) is the source of this 8969-nucleotide messenger RNA. RefSeq names its product AT-rich interactive domain-containing protein 4B-like. Gene Ontology annotation, molecular function: transcription cis-regulatory region binding. The transcript is spliced from 23 exons. Gene Ontology annotation, cellular component: nucleus. Bases 184 to 5202 code for a protein of 1672 amino acids. The record is from RefSeq and is a predicted model, not a curated record. Gene Ontology annotation, biological process: regulation of transcription by RNA polymerase II. Lineage: Eukaryota; Metazoa; Mollusca; Bivalvia; Pectinida; Pectinidae.